UUGAAUGACCGCUAGAUCAUAAACAAUCAUCCCAUUGAUUAUUCUAAUCGAUUUCCUGGGAAUAAAUCUCAUGAUCCUGGAAGUUUCGUUAGAGUGGAAGUGAAUAGAGCAUGUGUGACUGAAUCGAGGGUUAUUACUGACGAUUGCCAAUUGAAAUGGGUAAAUUAGUCAAGAUGACGUUGAGUUCCUGUCGGGGGAAUGGAUACCUGAUAAUUGGAGUGUGUUUAGGACUCAGCCUGAGUCUUUUUAUGUCUCCAGUGGAGAUAACCGAGGGAAUCGACGCAAAUCCAUCCACAGAUGAGGCCUGGUUCCCUGUGCCCUCCCAAGACCCCAUCGACGAGUACGUUCCAAAGAUAAACCUCGCUCAAAAACCAAAAAUCCCUCAGAAAGUCCCCAAAUCCCUGAUUCGUCCGCGCUACUACUCCACCGAGCUUGGCAUUCGAGAAAAGCUCUUCAUCGCAGUAUCCACCUCCCGCGAGCACCUCCACACCCGGGGCGUCGCCCUCAACAAAACCCUCGCCCACCUGGUUGACAAAAUUCGGUACUUCAUAACCAUCCCCGAGGGAACAAAGCCCAACGUCAGCCUUCCUGGGAUUGUCGGCUUCACCGACACCCGAGACAUCCUCAAGCCCUUCCACAUAAUCAAGUACAUCACUGAUAACUACCUCGAGGAGUAUGACUUCUACUUCAUCGUCAAUGACUCCAGCUAUAUCAACGGGAGAUCCUUGAACCAUCUCCUGGACAAAAUUUCCGUCUCCAGGGACGUCUACCUGGGGCGUCCUCUGGAGAACGACCCCAGCUACUGCUCCCUCGACUCCGGAAUUAUUCUCUCCAACUCAAUAAUCCAAAAAAUGAAAAACAACCUCGAUUGGUGUGUCAAGAACACCUUCUCCAGCAUGGACGACAUCAACUUCGGAAGGUGUGUCGAACAUUCCACGAAGCUAAAAUGUUUGGAUGUAUCAGAAGACACUCAAUUCGUCUCGUAUGACUUUGGAAAAAUUGCAGACGAAAAGCUGGAGAAUUUUGACGGAAAAAAAAUCCUUUUCGGGGGUGACCUCGAGAGGUUGAAGAACUCCGUGACUAUUUCUUCAAUUUUCGAUCAUUCGAUGGUUUAUAAACUUCACAUACAAUCGGCGAUCGAUAGAAUCAGAGAGAUCGAAAUGGUAAUCCAGGAUAUCGAGGGAGAUUAUGAGGGAAUUGUAGAUCUUUCUAAGAAUUUUUCGGAGAGGGCCUGGCCAAUAGGUACCCCUGGGGCCUCACGACCCACCGGAAGGUUCGACCUUACGCGAUGGAACUAUUUCAACGAGUCUCACGUAUUCAUGGAGACCGAUCACGAGAACUCGAGGCCCUUGAUCGGGAGUUCCAAAAGGGAGAUCGAGGAGGUGUUGGAUCUUCUGGGAGAGAGAAUUCGGAAGGGCGAGGAGGGCUUGAGGGUGCAGAGGGUGGUGAAUGGCUGGAGGAGGUUUGAUGCGGCACGAGGUGUCGACUUCAUCCUCGAUGUUGAUGUUGUCGAUGCCAAGGGAGGGAUCACCACGAAGAGAUUCGAGGUGACGAAACCUCUCGGGAAGGCGGAGAUUCUCUCAGUGCCUUACGUCACGGAGAACUCGAGGGUGAAUCUGGUGGUGAUCGUGGAGACCCAGGGGAUCCAUGAGGCGGGGGCUUUUAUAGAAGACUAUGUCAAGAUAUGUAUGGAGAAGAGGGACAAGACGAGCCUCAUGCUGGUACUGCUGUACGAUCCGGAGAGCCCGUCCAAGGGGAGCGAGGAUGUCUUCGCUGGAGUGAAGACAAUGGCUGUAGGUGCCACCGACAGAUUCAAGAAAGAUGGGUUGAAGAUCAGUUGGCUGUCGGUGAGGAUGGGGGUGAGGACUGAGGAGGUUAGAGGCGAUCCCAUCGUCGGGGUUGGGAUAUUGGAUUUGGUCAGCAGAAAGUUCAGCCCGGAGAGCCUUGUCAUGGUGAUGGAGAUGGGAGCGGGGCUGAAGCCGGAGUUCUUGAACAGGGUACGAAUGAACACGAUUAUGCAGUCCCAGAUAUUCAGUCCCAUCCCCUUCACUGAGUACCACCCCGACAUCGCCUACCCCGACAACGCCCAGCGUCCCCCGGAGGUAGACAUCAACCGUAAUUAUGGCAGCUACGACCUCCACAAUUUCGAGACAAUUUCUUUCUACAUAAAGGACUACCUGACUGUCCGGAAGAGCUCGGAGAAAGACAUUCCCAUGGUCCGCAACGACAAGGACAUAAUCUCCAUCCUCAAACUAUCCAAGAGCAAUAUCAUCGAUUCUCUUUUUGAAUUAUUCGUGGUCUACAGUGAUCUGCACCCUCUCAGGGCUGUUGAACCAGCGCUGAAGGUCAGGUACAGCGAGAUUGACUGCAGGGGUGCCAGAGUGGCGAGUGAAUCUUCCAAGAUCAGCUGUGAAACUAGGAAAUACUCAAUGCUGGCCCAGCGAGGGCAAUUGGCGAAGCUGAUCCUCGAUUAUCAGAAUAGGAGUUGAAAAUAAUUUUUUCUGCACUGUAAGAAUAUUGGAGAAACUAAUGGAUGUGCAGACAAAUAAACAAAUACAUUAUUUAUGACAAAAA
Messenger RNA from Diachasmimorpha longicaudata, 2574 nucleotides. It is a transcript of the gene Chpf, whose product is annotated as Chondroitin polymerizing factor. Gene Ontology annotation, cellular component: Golgi cisterna membrane. The transcript has 3 exons. Lineage: Eukaryota; Metazoa; Arthropoda; Insecta; Hymenoptera; Braconidae. The record is from RefSeq and is a predicted model, not a curated record. Gene Ontology annotation, molecular function: glucuronosyl-N-acetylgalactosaminyl-proteoglycan 4-beta-N-acetylgalactosaminyltransferase activity. The coding region runs from base 156 to 2489 and encodes 777 amino acids.